UCUGACGAAAUGAGUGGUCGCGGCAAGGGAGGAAAAGGACUCGGGAAAGGAGGCGCCAAGCGUCACCGCAAAGUUCUCCGUGAUAACAUCCAGGGAAUCACCAAACCCGCUAUCCGCCGUCUGGCUCGCCGUGGUGGAGUGAAGCGUAUCUCCGGUCUGAUCUACGAGGAGACCCGCGGUGUGCUGAAGGUGUUCCUGGAGAAUGUCAUCCGUGAUGCCGUCACCUACACCGAGCACGCCAAGAGGAAGACUGUGACCGCCAUGGAUGUGGUGUAUGCUCUCAAGAGGCAGGGCCGCACUCUGUACGGCUUCGGAGGUUAAAUCACCGUCUCAGCUCACUGCAACACAACGGCUCUUUUAAGAGCCACCCACAUCACCUCAAGAGCUCGUUUCUGUUGAUGUCAUACCGCUGUAUGUUCCCAUUUGACGUGGUUUCCUCUGAGUCACUCAUUAAGGAUUAAGGAUACAAGUGUCCACAGUACCAUCUAUGUUAUGCAAUCGUGGCAACAAUAUUAAUACUUACUCAAAAACAGUCUGAGAGCAGGCCUGGACUGGCCGUCGGGUAUAUCUGAAACAUCCACUGUCACAACCGAACUUUCACACACCUCAUUGCGUGGACUGUCUGAAAAAUAUAAGACAGGCUGAGAGCCUGCCCACA
This is a messenger RNA of Epinephelus fuscoguttatus (brown-marbled grouper), 658 nucleotides long. Its product is annotated as histone H4. NCBI's taxonomy places the organism in Eukaryota, Metazoa, Chordata, Actinopteri, Perciformes, Serranidae. Gene Ontology annotation, molecular function: DNA binding; structural constituent of chromatin; protein heterodimerization activity. The transcript has a single exon. Bases 10 to 321 code for a protein of 103 amino acids. Gene Ontology annotation, biological process: nucleosome assembly. The record is from RefSeq and is a predicted model, not a curated record. Gene Ontology annotation, cellular component: nucleosome.